CAGGCUAAUCUAUAUAUCAAUUCUUUUUUAUUUGUUUUGGUUUAGUGCGGCGUUUUUGUUGUUUGAUCUGAGUAUUUGGAUUUUGGGAAAGAAGAUUAGGGUUUUGAUGACAAAACAAGAACAAUAUGACUACAAAUCGAUGGUGGGCUGGUAAUGUGGCCAUGAGAGGAGUGGAUUCCAUAUCUUCACCACCACCACCACCUCCAUUGCUUCAGCUCAGAAACACAGAUGAAGAUCCCAACAAAGAUGACGACCAAGACAGUGGCAACGGCGGCGACGACGACGACCCCAAUUCAACCGGCCACGAAAGCUUCGGACUAGGAGGAAGCAGCAGCAACAACCGCAGGCCACGUGGCAGACCCCCAGGUUCCAAGAACAAGCCAAAGCCUCCGGUAGUGAUAACAAAAGAGAGCCCCAAUGCUCUAAGAAGCCACGUUUUGGAAAUCAGUAGCGGAAGUGACAUAGUCGAGAGCAUAGCCAUUUUUGCUCAAAGAAGACAUCGUGGGGUUUCUGUCUUGAGCGGUAGCGGCAUCGUCAACAACGUCACUCUCCGGCAACCGGCUGCUCCCGGUGGCGUCGUCACGUUGGAAGGGAGGUUCGAGAUUUUAUCGCUUAAUGGGGCAUUCUUGCCUAGUCCUUCUCCACCUGGUGCAACCGGUUUGACCGUUUAUUUGGCUGGCGGGCAGGGGCAGGUGGUUGGUGGGACGGUGACCGGAGCUUUGGUGGCUUCUGGGCCAGUGAUUGUGAUUGGUGCAACGUUUAUGAAUGCUACAUUUGAGCGGUUGCCACUCGAGGAAGGGACUCAAGUAGUGGAAGAGCAAGAAGGUGGAGUAAAUCCUAUGCCUAGUGGUAGCCAUGAUCAUCAGCCAUCGGUUCCAAUUUUCAAUUUGCCACCAAAUUUGGUGCCUAAUAAUGCUCAGGUGCCUCAUGACAUGUUUUGGGGUUCUCCUCCUCGGCCACCACCUCCUCCUUAUUAAAUCACUCAUAUCAGAAUUAUAUAUAAACAGAGAAAGUGACUUCUUUUUUUUUUUUUCAUAUUUUUUUGGUCAUUUUGAAAAAUGUUAUGUUGAUCGUUUUAAUCUGAAGAAAAGAAGUUGAGGGGUUUAUUUU
Cannabis sativa is the source of this 1110-nucleotide messenger RNA. RefSeq names its product AT-hook motif nuclear-localized protein 15. Gene Ontology annotation, cellular component: nucleus. The transcript has 2 exons. The record is from RefSeq and is a predicted model, not a curated record. Bases 126 to 977 code for a protein of 283 amino acids. Gene Ontology annotation, molecular function: minor groove of adenine-thymine-rich DNA binding; DNA-binding transcription factor activity. NCBI's taxonomy places the organism in Eukaryota, Viridiplantae, Streptophyta, Magnoliopsida, Rosales, Cannabaceae.